AGGAAGGAGGAGGAGCUGACAGCGUCGUUGCCUGGGGGCAGCUGUCGAGGGGAGGGCGUGCUGGGGGAAAUUGGACAACCCGUUGGGGAAGCGGGGGAGGAGGGGAAGAAGCAGAAGCAAAAGAAGCCGCCGCCUUAUGUGUCUGCCUACUCCGUUCAGAUGACUUCUCAAUAGGAGUGGGACAACUGUGGUAAUUAGUACCCCACUUUUCCAGAUACAUUCCUGGAGUUCUUGUCUUUUCUGCAUAUUCCUCUCUUCCCACAACUUCAAUGCCUGCACGGAAGCAAAAAUGGCUCAGCAGCAUCUUCCAGUCACAUUUUCUUUCUAGACUGGAAUAGGCUUGUAUCCAGGCACAGUGGGAAGUAGCUGCUGUUGGUUUUCGUCCUCCUACCCACCUACAGAAGAGUAAAGACCAUCUCCAUCUGACAAUGAUGAAGACUGAAGGCAAAGGAGAGAGGACUUUAAGAAGUGCUUCUCCACACAGAAAUGCCUAUAAAGCAGAUUUUCAUUCUAUUAAGUGCAGUUUUGAUUCUGUAAAUGCUGAUAAUACAGGAAACAAAUCAGGUCCUCAGCAAAAGUUGGCCAGCUCAUCCAAUGGAGGAGGUAAUGAUCCACAUGUUCGUGGCAGAGCUGUAACCUAUGGCAACAGAGUACACAAGAUCAAGAAUAUGUUCAUGCAAAUGGGUGGCUCUUCCACUCCGUCAUGUUGUGAGAACAACCCAUUAUCUGAGCCCAAAGCCAUUACAAAAACAGCAACUGACCCUGCACCUCCAUCUCCAAGUAGCCCAUCUUUUCUCUCUGUUCAGAAAAACAAUCUCCUCAACAUUGGCCCUGUUCCCUUCAGUGGUCCUCUGGAUUCUUUACCUUCUGCUUCUUUCAAUGACAAAAUUAUUUGCAGCAAUGAUGAAGGAAAUCUAGAUAAAGCUGCCCUAGCAGAGAAAUUUUCUGAAGCAAGGAAAUUAUUUGAAAGGAACAUUAAAAAACCAAGCUUACUGGAUAAAAAUCCUUCCAUCAAAACAGAAAAGGCUGAGGAAAAGAGAAGACAUGGUUCUGCCUCUUCAUCUGAUGGUAGUAAUGUAGCAGAUUACUUUAAUUUCAGCACUGAUACAAGUUCUCAGGAUACCAUAGAAAAAACAGAAAGUGAAGGAAUAAGUGAACACAAGCUACAGCAAUCUACUGGUAGCUGUAGAUCCUCCUCACUGAAUGCUGGGCCUAUUUCUAGAAGACUCGAGAGUUUCUUGGCUGAUAGUGACAGUGAGGAAUGCAAAGAUGCUCUGAAAAAUGAGAGCACAUCAAUUCCUGACCAGACAGUCUUUUGCAGCUGGGAAUCACCAGAGGCCAGAGAAGAAGUAUUCUUGAAUCAGUGUGUUGAAGAACCUGCCCUUUUCAGCAGCAAAAGGGAUGAGCAAAGUAAGGCCAACAAAAGGCAUGAAGAAACUUCAGAAAGAGACCUGCAAUUUGCAGCUACCUUAUCUAAUAAAGUGGAUAGAGCCCCCAUAAAAAUCUCCCAAGUAGAAGUAGUUAGAGCUGAAUUAAUUAUGGUUCAGAACAAAACAUUGGGGACUGACAAUGAAAUUGUGGAAGAAGUUAAUAUCUGCCAGAAGGAGAAACAACUGCAAUUUCCAAAUUGGGAAGAAGAAGGAAAGAACCUCACAGUAGAAGUAAUGGAGGAAUUUAAUAUGUGCAAAGAGGAGCUUCCUGUGUGUACUGAUGCCAGUCAGACAGAAGUAAAAGAGGUAGUAUAUUGGGAAGAAGAACAUACAGUAGAACAGGACCGUAAAGAACAAAUAGGUAAUAGUGAAGAUGAAGAUGAGAAUCAGGAGGUAGAACCGAAAGAUAAUUUUAGUGAUUUUAGUUCCAGUGUUUUUGGAAUUGAGAAUGCAGCUUUUGAUGACGAGAGAGAAACAGAGUCAUAUGCUCAGGGCCCUGAAGGCAAGGAAACUUUGGCAGAGGAGGAAUGUAACUACGAUAGUGACUAUGAGGAAUUUCCUGGACUUUCUGAGGAAGAAGAGACAAAUCCAGAGAGGAAAGUAAAGUUUUCCACUGCUCCAAUCAAGGUGUUCACUACUUAUUCAAAUGAAGACUAUGAUAGACGUAAUGAAGAGGUUGACCCUGUGGCAGCAUCAGCAGAAUAUGAACUUGAGAAAAGGGUAGAAAAAAUGGAGGUUUUUCCUGUAGAAAUUGAAAAAGGUGACAGUGGCUUAGGUAUCAGUAUAAUUGGAAUGGGAGUUGGUGCAGACCAGGGACUGGAAAAGCUGGGAAUUUUUGUAAAAACAAUAACUGAAGGAGGAGCUGCUCAGAAAGAUGGUCGAAUCCAAGUAAAUGAUCAGAUUGUUGAGGUUGAUGACAUAAGUCUUGUAGGAGUUACCCAAUUUUUUGCUGCAACUGUACUAAAAAAUACAAAAGGCACAGUGAGGUUUCUGAUUGGCAGAGAAAAACCAGGAACUCAAAGUGAAGUUGCUCGUCUUAUCAGUGAAACACUGGAACAAGAAAGAUGUCUAUAUGAGCAGCAAUUUUCCCAAGAUGAUACAGGACAGGAUGAUGAUUAUGAUGAUGACGAAGAUUCAUUUGAAUCACAUUUACAUGGAAAAUCUGUGGAAGUCUUUUACCUUCCUGAAAAUGAAGACAUUAGUUUACCAUUAGAUAUGGAUUCCACAAACUUUAUGCUAAAAUUUAAAGAGCUUCAAUUAAAACAUGCAGUUACAACUGCUGAAGUUAACCAACUUAAAGAGAAGUUAAAAGCUUCUGAAGCUGAAAAGAAUGAAUGGGAAUUAAGUAAAUCACAGCUCCAGGAAACAUUAGAUGAGAACAAAGAAAAAAUUAAGAAGUUGGAAACCUAUUGGUUAGAAGCGCAAAGCUUAUGUAAAACAGUAAACGAGCAUCUGAAAGAAACUCAGGAACAGUAUGAUGCCCUGGAGAAAAAAUACAACAAAGCCAAAAAAUUGCUCAAAGAAUAUCAGCAGAAAGAAGCAGAGCUCAUGAAAAAAGAAAACGACCAUAAAACGAUUCUUGAAGAGAGAAACCAAGAACAUGUAAAUCAGCUCAAAGUAAUGCAGGAGAAGAUUACAGAACUUGAAGACAAAUUAAAAAUAUAUGAGAAACUUCCUUAUAUGUUUGGAAAUAGCACUUUGUUAGAAACUGACACACAAAAUCCUGAAAAACUGACAGAAUGUUUUGAAGUUAAAGAUAAUGUUCCAGAAAUUGAGUCAUCAGUGGAGAAAUUAGAUUUUUCUGAUUUUGAUACCUUUGUUGGAGACACACAGAGGUUAGACACCAGUGCCCAUAAAGCAAAAGCUCAGCUCGCCUUGAAAGUAAAACGUCAGCCACCUUCUCGGUCAAAGUUAAAAGAAUCUCUUGGAGCUGGACAAAAAGAUACACAUUCACAGAGUGUGGAUGAUAAAAAUGACGAGAUAGAGAAAACUGUUGUAAUUGGUUCUUCAGUGGUGACAGAGAAGAUCACUUCAUCACAGCAGAGUGAUGUAGAUCAGAGCACUGAUAAACAUGAGUGUGCUGAAACUACUGAGAGCUUGUUAGAAUCAAGUCCUUCCAUUUCUGUACACUCUUCUCCUAUUUAUAAGCCACAGACGGAGAGUAAUUCUGGAGUAACUCAACCAGUCACAAAUGAUGAUACUGCUCCAAAUUCUCCUUCGGGAUACUGUCGAAACGUAAAGACCAGAGAAUCAAAAGGAAAAGGGAAAAUGAACAAAGAUGACAAAAAACUCGAAGAAAAGACUGAAUUAAGUGAAGGUGCUUUGGUGGCGAAGUCCAAAAGGCGUUUUCCAGAUUUUGGGGGCCUACGAAAAUCUGGUGGCAAAGGCAAGAAGCAAGAAAAAGAAAAUACGAGGGGCUCUCUGGACAGCCGGGGGUCCAGAGAACUACUGGAAGACUCUGCCAACAAUUUAUCUGCAUCAGAUUCAGACUCUCCAAUUCCUACUUGCAUGCCUUUCUCUUGGUUUGGAGAUAGUCAUAAAGAACACAGUUCUAGUAGUACCCUGAGCUUUUCCCACAGUGGGCACGAUGUUGUCUUGGAACAGAGUCAAGAAAAGAACAGAAGCAAAAGUAGAGUUGUCAUAGAUGAUUCAUACCAUAGCAAGUCAAGUUGUGAUCUGUCAGGGUUAGUGACAGAACCAAAUCUUUCAGGGCGUUCAUACACUUUAGCCUUCUUCUCUUCAAAUGAGACUUCAGAUGAUGAGCCAUCAACCACAGGAAAACAAAACCAAUGGCACAGUAGACCCAUUUCUGAAUGGACAAACCAGCAAGUAUGCCAUUGGCUCAUGGGAAUGAACAUGGAGCAGUAUAUUGCAGAAUUCACAGUCAAGAAUAUUGAUGGACAGCAGUUGAUGCUGCUUGACAGUGAUAAGUUGAAGGCUCUGGGAGUUUCCAGUCAAAAUGACCGAUCAACCAUAAAGAAGAAAAUUAAAGAUAUUAAAAAAGCACAGGAAAAGAUGGAGAAGCAGAAAGAAAAGUGUCAAAAAAAGGAGAAGGAAGUUCGGAGAACUGGCAGAAUAGUAGUCGCUGCAGAAUCAAGCUGCUAAAGUGAGUUAAUGAUAUAUACAACUAUGUACUCAGUGCAUUUUCAAGGGCUAAAGUGGAGCAAUCCCAGUAUAAUGCUUCAUUGUUUUUAUUUUAUCUGACCUUACUUCAGCUUCAAGAAGUGUAAUAAUUGUAUAUUACUGUAUAAUUGGGAAUGUAGGAAGGGAGGAAACAAGUUUUUCAAUAUACACUUUUUUUACCUCCAAUGUCCUUUCCUCCCUCAUUUGUAUGAUUCAUUAAAUGAAAUAUUUUCAAUUUUUAUAUUUAGAGCAUUAACUUGUACUAAUAGACAGUAAAUUAAUUUUAUCAUAAGCAAUGUAUGUAUAUAUGUGCCUGACUGUUCCAGCUCCCUGAAGUGUCUAUUGGGAUUGGUAUGUUCAGUUUCUGAACAUUAGAAUCUGACAUAAAUUACAAGGUAAUGUUGGGUGAUAUCUAGUAUAAAGCGAAUAUCAGAUCACUGAGUUCUGUUGGAAAUACUUUGCUGCCCUUAGUGUAUAGAGAAUAAUUAAGUUUUUAAAAGAAAUAGAAAAUUAAUUUAAUCAAAUGUAAUGAAGCAUUUAAAAUACUGUAUUUUCCAGAGUUUGUUUUAAUUUCAAAAUUUAUUGUAGUAAUAUAAUUAAUGACUUGCAUUUUUUAUUUUUUAAAAUAAGAUAACACUAUGUUUCUAAUCUGCCGAGUAUGUUGAAACAGGAUUUCAAAGUUUACUGAUCCAUUUUAUACAUUUUUAUAUAGAGGCUUUAUAGUUCAAGUGAUGAACGAGAUCAGACUGUAAUAAAUGCAUUACACGUUCCUACUUGAGAUUUCUGAGGACCAAAAUCAUAUUUUUGCUCAUUUUAAAACGCUGUUGGUCUUCCAGGCUUAAAAUAAUACCACAAAUAGACAUGGUUUGAGAAAACUUUAAUGAAGCACUGAGUUUCUGCAUUGUACAUUAUUCUAUAGAUUAUAAAAGUCUUCCUUUUCAUGAGUACCAUUUGUUUUUUAAAAAUAGUGUUAAACAUUGCCAACUAUUCUUGGAGCAACAUCACUACAUUAAAAUGACGUUUCUGAAAAAUGAAAUAAAUUUUGUUCAAACAAGAGAAA
Molecule: messenger RNA, 5613 nt
Organism: Anolis carolinensis (green anole)
Lineage: Eukaryota; Metazoa; Chordata; Lepidosauria; Squamata; Anolidae
Product: neurabin-1
Exons: 19
Coding region: 429-4535 (1368 amino acids)
Biological process (GO): actin filament organization; calcium-mediated signaling; neuron projection development
Cellular component (GO): postsynaptic density; dendrite; actin cytoskeleton
Molecular function (GO): actin filament binding
Source: RefSeq, a predicted model, not a curated record